This is a messenger RNA of Mugil cephalus (flathead mullet), 3354 nucleotides long. RefSeq names its product steroid sulfatase (microsomal), isozyme S (gene sts). The record is from RefSeq and is a predicted model, not a curated record. NCBI's taxonomy places the organism in Eukaryota, Metazoa, Chordata, Actinopteri, Mugiliformes, Mugilidae. The coding region runs from base 179 to 1894 and encodes 571 amino acids. The transcript is spliced from 10 exons. Gene Ontology annotation, molecular function: arylsulfatase activity.
AGUAUUGCGAGACAAAGUAUCGCGAUUGUUCCGCAUUAGAUUAUAGUAGAACGGGGGCAACACGAAAAAAAAAAUCACAUAAAAAGCGCAAUUUACGCAAAUACAAAGACAGCGACAGACAUAAUCUGUGAGGCUGCUUUUAACACUUAAAACCCCAUUCGUGAGGUUAGAAGGCAGCAUGAAUUCCAAAUGGGAGCCAUUGUCACUACUGCUGCUGCUGUUCUUGGAGAUGAGCUAUGUGUCUCUUCAGGAAAGUAACAGGCCCAAUUUUGUCUUGAUUAUGGUGGAUGACCUGGGAAUUGGAGACUUGGGCUGUUAUGGCAAUAAGACACUGAGGACUCCCAAUAUUGACCAGCUGGCACGGGAAGGGGUAAAGCUGACCCACCACAUUGCUGCAGCUAGCCUCUGCACUCCCAGCAGGGCAGCGUUUCUCACCGGACGAUACCCAAUACGAUCAGGUAUAGCUGGUUAUGAAAGACCUGGAGUCUUUAUAUUUAAUGCAGCAUCUGGAGGUCUUCCCAGCCAAGAAAUUACCUUUGCUAAGAUUGCGAAACAGCAAGGCUACAAAACUGCUCUUAUAGGAAAAUGGCACCUAGGACUUAACUGUAAGAGCAGUGACGAUCACUGCCACCACCCCAGUGCUCACGGUUUCAAUUAUUUCUUCGGUAUCCCUUUGACCAACAUGCGAGACUGCUUGCCUGGACACGGCACUGUUUUCCAAAUCCAUAAAUAUUUACCAUACGGCACGCUGAGCAUUGUCUUGGUUACUGCAGUAGUACUCCACUACAUCGGUAUCAUCACCAUCCGCAGAAGGUUGAUUCUGAGCCUUCUAUCUCUGCUACUUUUGGUCACAUGCCUGAUACUGGGAUUCAUCAAGAUUAUACCAUACUUAAACUGUAUUCUCCUGAGGGACCACAGUAUAGUUGAGCAGCCGUUCACCUCUGAAAACCUAACGCAGAGCAUGACUCAUGAGGCAGUGGACUUCAUAGAAAGGAAUUCAGGAAGGCCUUUCCUGCUGUUUUUGUCUUUCCUUCAAGUACAUACAGCCAUGUUUGUUUCAGCGGCAUUCAGAGGAUCGAGCCGCCACGGGAUCUAUGGAGACGCCGUUCAUGAGGUGGACUGGAGUGUAGGUCAGAUCAUGGAAACACUGGACAGACUGGAGCUGAGCGACAACACUCUUGUUUACCUCACUUCAGAUCAAGGGGCGCAUCUGGAGGAGAUUUCUAGCAGUGGGGAGGUCCACGGAGGAUGGAAUGGGAUAUAUAAAGCAGGGAAAUCCACAAAUUGGGAAGGGGGGAUCCGGGUUCCAGGAAUUCUACGCUGGCCAGGGAUAAUCCCUGCUGGCAGGCAGAUAGAUGAACCCACCAGCCACAUGGACCUGUUUCCUACAGUGGUACAACUAAGUGGAGCUUCAGUCCCAGAGGACAGGCAGAUAGAUGGGCAUGACCUCAUGGAUUUGCUGCAGCAGAGAGUUGAAAGGUCGAACCACGAUUUUUUGUUCCAUUAUUGUAACGCCUACUUGAACGCUGUCAGAUGGCAUCCCCAAAACAGUAGCUCCGUGUGGAAAGCCCUUUACUUCACGCCAAACCUGUACUCAGGAGGCUGUUUCCACACACAUGUCUGCUUUUGCACUCCGGAAUUCGUGACCUACCACAAUCCUCCACUCCUCUAUGAUCUCUCGAGGGACCCGUCGGAGACAACAGCGCUGACUCCCGACACUGAACCGGCUUUUCACUCCAUCCUAGCUGCGAUGGAGGAGGCCGUGGAGACCCACCGGAAGUCGGUGAAGCCUGUGGAGAGUCAACUGACCAUAGGGCACCUGCUGUGGAAACCCUGGCUGCAGCCCUGCUGCUCCACGAUCACACAACUCUGUCAGUGUCAGCAGGACCAAUAGACUGAUUUCUGUGACUGUGUGUUUGUGUGUGUCUUUUAGUCAGUUUACUGCCAUCUGAACAAUGCCACCUUUCCUUAUUUUAAGAAAUCCAACAUGCGUAGUAUAAAAUGGACAAAAAAAUAAACAAAUCCUCAUGGGGAUGUUAAAUAGAGAAGGAUCAUUGGCGAGUUAUUUUUAUGACUAGGUCGAGGUCCACAACAGAACUGGAGACAAACAUAAACGGUUUAUUGACUGAAAAUCGAGGUGGUGGCUGAAAGGCGGUGUCUUCCAUCAUUAUCCAUAUGUCCUCAGUGUGCACGGUUUGGUCAAUUAAGCCCACGAGCCGCCCAAAGGCACAUCUGUUGUCACUGCAAGGUCAGUGGGAGUGCAAAGGGAUUACUGCCCUUUCUAAAGUUGAUGUCAGUGGAUAGAGAUGGCCAUCUCUUACUAUCUUAUCAAGGGUCGCCAGCUUUCAGUGAGUGGUUAUAUCCGUAUAGUAGAAUUCCAGUAGACACUUUACUAAAUGGAUGGACAUCUCAAAAAAAGCUAGUUUCCAGUUGCUAAGGUGCUGAAAUACCUAGCUGUUGUUUUCUAUAAUGAUGAGGCCUCAACCAUAAUGAGAUGUGGUUUCAGCGGAUGCUGCUGGAUGAUGCAUUUCUCACAGUGGCAAUUCCUGGCCAAGAAAAAACACUGCUUAUUAGGCUCAAGAGAACUCAUGCAGAUUAGCUAAUGACAUUGCCUGUGCAAAGGUAAAAAGAAAAAUCCUACAAGAAUAGAAUGAGGAAGGUUUUUUUGUUUUGUUUUAGCUUUUUCAACUACUUUACUUAAAUUUCUUACUGUAACUUGGGAGGAUAAUGCACAGGACAGGGUUUCCUGUCAGCUUUCUAUCAGACCCUAUUUCAUUGCUUCUACUGCCAGUGUAUAUCCAGCUGAUUAAAAUGAUUGAAUUGUAUUGAUGAUGUAGUUACCAAUCAGAAAUCCUGGUGAGGUUACAAGGAAGAAUACAAUACCACCAGAAGAAGACUGGAAGUUAGCUUCGAGGCAAAGUAGGGGCAUCGGAGAUAUAUAAAAGAUAUCCAGCAACACCAACGAUAUGUGACAGGUCCAUUAGCAUCACAGGCUACAAAGGUAAGAGUGCCCCGAAUGCGUGAGGCCAUGUUUCCAGAUGACUGAAAUACAUUUUGCACUCACUUUGAUCCCCUCAACAACACAUUAGCUUUAAAGUCAAACUGCCGUCAGAGGAGCUGCCACUGUCAAUAACCAUACUGUGAGUAGAACCAAGCUGUGAGUUAAGAUGAGUAACUCUGCUGGGCCUGAUAUCAUCCUAGUAUGUUACUACUGACAUUUCUCAUCAUAUCACAGAAGAAUGUUCUUCGACUGCUUCCAAUCUGUGCAAAGUGUUAGUUGUCAAAUAAUGUUAGUUGAAUGACUGUCGCCUCAAAUACAGCUCUGUGAACACUCAUAAUAAUAAAUAAUACACU